Molecule: messenger RNA, 1578 nt
Organism: Saccoglossus kowalevskii
Lineage: Eukaryota; Metazoa; Hemichordata; Enteropneusta; Harrimaniidae
Source: RefSeq, a predicted model, not a curated record
AUGAUCCUGAAGAAGCCUCUUCAUAGUACUCCAAAGAGACUGCAGAGAAUGCUGUUAAGAUUACAACAGUAUGAGGUAAACCUGUUAUAUCAUCCGGGAAAGCAAAUGUACUUAGCAGAUACACUAAGCCGUGCAUACUUGCUGGAUGAACCCCUGGAUGGUUUGCAGACAGACAUUGAGACAGUGAACAUGUUAGAUUAUCUACCGAUUGCAGAACCGAGAAAAGAUGAUAUCAGACAACACACAGAAAGCGAUGAAAGCCUUCAGAUGUUGUCUAAAGUGAUACAAACUGGAUUUCCAGAAAAUAAGGCCCAGUUAACUGCACAAAUAACUCCUUACUUUCAUAUCCGUGAUGAACUAAGCACACAGAAUGGUGUGAUAUUCAAAGGUGAGCGAGCAGUAGUACCACGUUCACUAAGAGAUGAUAUGUUAAAACGUAUUCAUUCAUCACAUAUUGGUAUUGAAGGAUGUCUACGCAGAGCCAAAGAAUCAUUGUACUGGCCAAACAUGAGUGCAGAGAUCAAAGAUUACAUCGCAAAAUGUGAUGUGUGCCAGACUGUAGGAACGCGACAACAGAAAGAAACUCUGAUUCCGCAUGAAGUUCCAAAUAGGCCGUGGGCAAAAGUUGGGACCGACCAGUUCGUAUUGAAUGGAAGAGAUUACUUAGUCACUGUAGACUACUAUUCCAACUAUUGGGAGAUUGACUACUUACCAGAUACAACAGCGAAAACAGUUAUAAGUAAACUCAAAGCCCAAUUUGCUAGACAUGGCAUACCAGACACAUGUAUCUCAGAUAACGGUCCACAGGAAGUGUCAGAAGCAUUUAAGAAAUUCAGCAAAGAUUGGGGAUUCGAACAUAUUACUUCUUCUCCACGAUACCCCCAGAGCAAUGGUAAAGUUGAGAACGCAGUGAAGACAGUAAAGAACAUCAUGAGAAAAGCACGACUAGCUGGCUCAAACCCUUACUUAGCUAUACUAGAUUUCAGAAACACUCCAACUCAAGGAAUGAACAGCAGCCCAGUGCAGAGACUCAUGAAUAGGAGAACAAAGACUACACUACCUACAACUGCAAAACUUCUCAAACCGUCAGUAGUGAGAAAUGUAGGAAAGCAGAUAAAGAAGAACAAAGCAAAGCAAGCAUACUACUAUAACAAAGGAGCCAAAGAUGUACAAACACUUCAGCAAGGAGACACAGUAAGAAUUAUGCCUACUGCAAUAUCAGACAAAGAGUGGAAAAAGGCUGAAGUCAACAAACAAGUGAACAUUAGGUCAUAUGAAGUUACAACAGAGGAAGGACGAAUUCUACGUAGAAACCGCAAACACCUGAGGAAAACCGGUGAGAAAUACACUCCAAAUGAAACCGCUGACAUAGUUGCUACUCCUGCAAAUCUAGCAACAAGAAUAGAAACCAAGAAGCAGGAACACAAGAUCAUAUCUCCAGAUGUCUCCAUAGCAGAGCAAGAUGACAAAGCAUACAAUAGUACACAAAACAUAGCGGAAAAUUCAGUUAGAAUGACUAGAUCAGGAAGAGUAAUCAGAAAGCCGCAAUAUUUAACGGACUAUGUAGAAAACUGUUAG